AUGUUAGUGGUUUUUUUACAGGCCCCCAUCUUAAAAAGGCCAGACAAUGGAGUAGCUGACUCUUCAAAUGACUUACAUCAAGAGAGAAGGAUGUCCCAGUCACGAACUCUAGUGGAGGUUAUGGCCUUCUCAAUGCUCACGUCUACUAUUUUCAACGAGGUCCGUUCCUUCCUGGGCCAGAUAUCUGAUGAAGACUUCUCAUCCAGUCGACCUGCUCGAAUAGACAGGACCACAGAUAGGGCUGGAAUACAAACAGAGCGUAGCAACGGAGAUUCAAGAGAGCCAAACGAGAAUGAACAGCAUGAUUCCGAGGAUAACGACAGACAUGAUGAAGAACAAGAUCAAGGGCAAUCUGGAGUACAUUCAAGAUUCAUGCUUCCUAGCCUUAUGUCGCUUUUAAGUAGUCCGGCACGAAGAAGUCUUCUGGAAAACAGAAAUAAUCAUGAUGAUGAUGAGGAAGAGAACGGCAGUAACGGCCCCCAAGAUGCAUCUGCUAAUCCUAAUCCGAUUGCCAGUAAUUAUGGCGAUUCAGGAGCGGAUUCGGGGACAGAUGACGACGAUUUGCCUGAUGGACGGGUAAAUACAGCCCGACUGACUUUUGGUUCUAACGACUUGAGACUUGCCGAGUCGAACGGAGCCAUCUCCAUUCAAGAUCGUAUCAAUUAUCGUUAUCCAUUUUCUCGUCUGGCCUCACCAAGUAAUGAGAUUUCAUUGACCUCUUCAACAGAUUCAUCGUCUUCCUCAUCUUCGACUAACACUACCUCUCCUCUUUCCUCCACAAUGACUUCCACUCUCUCUUCAUUAUCUUCUAGUAAUGAUUCUUAA
This is a messenger RNA of Protopolystoma xenopodis, 825 nucleotides long. Lineage: Eukaryota; Metazoa; Platyhelminthes; Monogenea; Polystomatidea; Polystomatidae. The record is from the annotation of a GenBank genome assembly.